AUGGUCGCCACCAAACUCGAUGGCAACGCCAUCGCCAAGAGUAUCCGUGAGCGCAUCGGCCGCGAGAUUGCUGAGCGUCAAAAAUUGAACCCCCGAUACCGCCCCUCGCUCAAGAUUGUUCAAGUCGGCGACCGUCCCGAUUCCAGCACCUAUGUUCGCAUGAAGCUCAAGGCUGCUCAAGAGGCCAACAUCGACUGCGAGCUCAUCUCUCUCCCCGAGUCCAUUUCCGAGCCCGAGAUUCUUGACCUUAUUCGUCGACUCAACCACAAUUCCUCCGUCAAUGGCAUUCUCGUCCAAUUGCCUUUACCCUCACACCUUUCCGAGUACGCCGUUACCUCUGCUGUUGCCGACGAAAAGGACGUCGACGGCUUCGGCACCAACAAUAUCGGUGAGCUCGCCAAGCGCGGUGGCACCCCCAUCUUUACACCAUGUACCCCUAAGGGUGUCAUGCACCUCCUGAAGGAGGCUGGCAUCAGUCUGGCCGGCAAGUACGCCGUUGUAAUCGGCCGCAGCAACAUUGUUGGCAGCCCCGUGAGCUACCUGCUGCGCAACGCAGAUGCCACCGUCACCGUCUGCCACUCCAAAACCGCUGGUCUCGAGAAUCACAUCAAGGCCGCCGACAUUGUCAUUGCUGCCAUUGGCUCUCCUCACUUUGUCAAGGGCGAGUGGCUCAAAGAAGGCGCCGUCGUUAUCGAUGUUGGCACCAACUUCGUACCUGACGCUAGCAAGAAGUCUGGUCAACGUCUCGUCGGCGACGUCGACUUUGAGCCUGCUUCCCAGGUCGCCUCGGUCAUCACCCCCGUUCCUGGCGGUGUCGGGCCCAUGACUGUCGCUAUGCUCCUCGAAAAUGUUGUCGAGGCCACCAAUGUCUUCUUCGAGAACGAGAAGCUCCGCAAGACUGUUCCGCUACCCCUCCAGCUCCUCGAUCCUGUACCCUCAGACAUUGCCAUUUCUCGCGCCCAGACUCCCAAGCAGAUCACUCGCAUCGCCGCCGAGGUCGGCAUCGCUCCCCACGAGCUUGAGCCCUACGGCGCUUACAAGGCCAAGGUUGAUCUUGGCCUACUCCAGCGUCUUGAGCACCGCGAGAACGGUCGCUAUGUUGUCGUCACCGGCAUCACCCCCACUCCUCUUGGCGAGGGCAAGUCCACUACCACUAUGGGUAUUGCGCAGGCACUGGGUGCUCACCUCGACCGCGUCACUUUCGCCAACGUUCGGCAGCCUAGCCAGGGCCCGACCUUCGGCAUCAAGGGCGGUGCUGCCGGUGGUGGCUACAGCCAGGUCAUUCCCAUGGAUGAGUUCAACAUGCACUUGACUGGCGACAUUCACGCCAUCACCGCUGCCAACAACCUGCUGGCUGCUGCCAUUGAGACUCGCAUUUUCCACGAAAACACCCAGAAGGAUGCUGCUCUCUACCGUCGCCUUGUCCCCGCCAAGAACGGUACACGCAAGUUUGCUCCCAUCAUGUUUCGCCGCCUUAAGAAGCUCGGCAUUGACAAGACAAACCCCGAUGAAUUGACCGAGGAGGAAAUCAGCCGCUUUGCCCGUCUUGACAUUGACCCCGAGACGAUUACCUGGAGACGCGUUCUCGAUGUCAACGAUCGCCACCUCCGUGGCGUCACUGUUGGUACAGCUCCCACCGAGAAGGGCCAAACCCGCGAGACUGGCUUCGACAUCUCCGUUGCCAGUGAAUGCAUGGCAAUUCUGGCCCUUAGCACCAGUCUUCCUGAUAUGCGCGAGCGUCUUGGCCGUAUGGUUGUUGCCACUUCUCGCAAGGGCGACCCGGUCACUUGCGACGACAUUGGCGCUGGCGGUGCUCUUACCGCUCUCAUGAAGGACGCCAUCAAGCCCAACCUGAUGCAGACUCUCGAGGGUACUCCUGUCUUUGUUCACGCCGGUCCCUUUGCCAACAUUUCCAUUGGCCAGAGCUCCAUCAUUGCUGACCGACUUGCUCUCAAGCUUGCCGGUACUGAACCCGGUGAGGAUGUCAAGGAGAAGGCUGGUUUCGUCGUUACCGAAGCUGGCUUUGACUUUACCAUGGGCGGUGAGCGAUUCUUCAACAUCAAGUGUCGCGCUUCCGGCCUUGUUCCCGACGUGGUUGUCGUCGUCGCCACUGUCCGUGCUCUCAAGGUCCACGGCGGCGGCCCUCCCAUCGCCCCUGGUGCUCCUCUGAAUGCCGUCUACAGGGAGGAGAAUAUCGACAUUCUCCGUGCUGGCUGCGUCAAUCUCAAGAAGCAUAUUGCUAAUGCCAGGUCGUUUGGCGUUCCUGUUGUUGUCGCCAUCAACAAGUUUGCCACUGACACCGAUGCCGAAAUCCAAGUCGUUCGCGAGGAAGCAAUCGCUGCUGGCGCCGAGGACGCUAUUCUGUCCAACCACUGGGCCAAGGGCGGCGCCGGGGCCGUUGACCUAGCCAAAGGUGUCAUUGCUGCUAGCGAGAAGCCCAAGGAGCUGACCCUUACCUACGGUCUCGACGGCACCGUGCAGGAGCGCAUCGAGGCCAUUGGAAAGAAGAUGUAUGGUGCUGCCGCCGUCGAGUUCAGCGAGCUGGCACAGAAAAAGGUCGAUACCUAUACCAAGCAAGGCUAUGGCAAGCUGCCCAUCUGCAUCGCCAAGACGCAAUACUCGCUGUCCCAUGAUCCUGACCUGAAGGGCGCCCCUACUGGCUUCACCAUUCCCAUCCGCGAUGUCCGCAUGGCUGCUGGCGCUGGGUAUCUGUAUGCCCUGGCUGCUGAUAUCCAGACUAUCCCUGGCCUGCCCACUGCUCCUGGCUACCUCAACGUCGAUGUUGACCUGGAGACUGGUGAGAUUGACGGUCUCUUUUAA
Beauveria bassiana ARSEF 2860 is the source of this 2820-nucleotide messenger RNA. Its product is annotated as formate-tetrahydrofolate ligase. The transcript is spliced from 4 exons. Lineage: Eukaryota; Fungi; Ascomycota; Sordariomycetes; Hypocreales; Cordycipitaceae. Gene Ontology annotation, cellular component: cytosol. Gene Ontology annotation, molecular function: methenyltetrahydrofolate cyclohydrolase activity; formate-tetrahydrofolate ligase activity; methylenetetrahydrofolate dehydrogenase (NADP+) activity. Gene Ontology annotation, biological process: tetrahydrofolate interconversion. The record is from RefSeq and is a predicted model, not a curated record. The coding region runs from base 1 to 2820 and encodes 939 amino acids.